This is a messenger RNA of Drosophila navojoa, 763 nucleotides long. RefSeq lists its product as uncharacterized. Gene Ontology annotation, biological process: nucleoside metabolic process. Gene Ontology annotation, molecular function: catalytic activity. Lineage: Eukaryota; Metazoa; Arthropoda; Insecta; Diptera; Drosophilidae. The record is from RefSeq and is a predicted model, not a curated record.
UACUUUUCAGGCAACACGCUGGGCUUCCUCAAGGCCGAGCCGAAAACCCAUCAGCAGCAACAACAACAAGGACAACAGUGAAAGAAGUAGAAAAAUCCAAUAAGAAUAACUAGAGCUAUCGCUGGGCGCAUCGGGAAAUAUGUCAGGUCGUAGAAGUCAGACACAGAUGGCGCCGCCGCCGCCGCCGCCAAAGCCAACAAAAUCGCAACCGAACGGCAAUGGAACGCUACCAAAUGGCAACAGCAAUGGCAACAACAACAACAACAAUGGCGAUUACAACAACAGUUACAACUGCAAUAAAAUUGUCGCAGCGACAGGCGAUUGGAGCCAACAAAAUCAAAUCGGCGCUCAGAACAGCAACGCUGCCCGCCGGAGUCAGACGCCGCCGCGCAUCGAGCACGUCGUGAUGACGCCACGUGGCAAGACCGCCAACAGUACCGUUAUAUUGAUCGAACGCAAGCUGGUGGAUGAGAUCAAUGAUCGCGUCCAUGUCGCCGGCGGCGAUCACACGGGCAUCAUCAUCAACAAGGACACGGUGGCCGGCCAGAAGAGCGCCAGCAAGCCGGCCGCCCUAUCCCUGGAGUUUCGUGUCUUUCUGGUCAGCGCCAAUACGGGCAAGCACUCGCAGGAGUCGCGCACGUUGCGCUUCUGGUUCCGGGACUGGCUGACCAACGAUGAGAAGCAGGCGCACAUUGCCCAGGACUUUUUCAAGGAGCUAGUCAGUCCGCAGGACUUUCCCAGAGGUGAGAAGGGAGAUUUAUAA